AUGAUUUUGCUGCUACAGCCGGUGCUGUCGAUCGAUUGGAAUGGAAACUGGGCGAUGGGGUGUGACUUUGCCGGAAAUGACCUGCGCCAAGCACAGUUGCCCGGCGACCAGUGCGGUGAUCACUGCGCCGACAAUACCAACUGCACGCAUUUUGCCUGGUCGAACUGGAAUGGCGGAACGUGCACACUGAAAGGCGGCUCGGUUAGCAAACAGGAUGCCGUGGACAGCGGAGACUCCUCCACGGUGUGCGGCUCGAGCGGCGGCAUCCAGUGGCAAGGCAACUGGGCGAUGGGCUGCGACUUCCCGGGCAACGAUCUCGGUCAGGCGGCGAUGCCUGGCGAACGCUGCGGCGGACAUUGUGCCAGCAACCCGGCCUGCACGCACUUUGCAUGGUCCAACUGGAACGGCGGCGUCUGCACGCUCAAGGGCGGAUCCAUCAGCAAGGCAAACGCUAUCAAUAGCGGCGACACAUCCACAGUCUGUGGGGUUAUUCGCGAAAUUCCGGAGACUAGCGGUGGACAGCCGUCCGGCUCGUCACAAAGCGGGAAGACGACGCGGUACUGGGACGCGGUACUGACGACGCGGUACUGGGACUGCUGCAAACCGAGCUGCGCGUGGUCGGGAAAAGCCGACGUCAGUAACCCGGUUAAAACUUGCCGCAACGACGGAUUCAGUCAGCUGUGGGACUUCAACGUCCGCAGCGGCUGCGACGGGAGCGACGCCUUUGUCUGUAAUGACAACAUCCCGUGGGCGGUCAACGACAACCUAGCGUACGGAUUCGCCGCGGCCAAUAUCCGGGGAUCGGACGAGCGGGGUUGGUGCUGCGGGUGUUACAAACUGGAGUUCACGAGUGGUCCAGUCAGCGGGAAGUCAAUGAUUGUGCAGGUGGUCAACACUGGAGCUGAUCUGGGGGAGAACCACUUUGACCUACAGAUCCCCGGAAGUGGAUUCGGAAUCUUCGAUGGGUGCACACGGCAGUGGGGGCUUCCGGCUAGUAACUGGGGCAACCGUGACGGAGGGGUCUGGUUGCGGGACAUGUGCAAUGGACUUCCGGAUGCCAUUCGAGAGGGAUGCUAUUGGCGGUUCGUUUGGUUCAAGGGAGCGGACAAUCCCAGCAUUAAUUUUGCGCCGGUACAGUGCCCGGCGGAACUUUCGCAGAAGAGCAACUGUGCGCGUCGAUAA
This is a messenger RNA of Paramacrobiotus metropolitanus, 1182 nucleotides long. RefSeq names its product endoglucanase-like. Gene Ontology annotation, biological process: carbohydrate metabolic process. Lineage: Eukaryota; Metazoa; Tardigrada; Eutardigrada; Parachela; Macrobiotidae. The record is from RefSeq and is a predicted model, not a curated record. Gene Ontology annotation, molecular function: cellulase activity.